This is a messenger RNA of Drosophila subpulchrella, 2992 nucleotides long. RefSeq names its product GPI ethanolamine phosphate transferase 1. Gene Ontology annotation, molecular function: mannose-ethanolamine phosphotransferase activity. Gene Ontology annotation, biological process: GPI anchor biosynthetic process. The record is from RefSeq and is a predicted model, not a curated record. Gene Ontology annotation, cellular component: endoplasmic reticulum membrane. Lineage: Eukaryota; Metazoa; Arthropoda; Insecta; Diptera; Drosophilidae. Bases 77 to 2863 code for a protein of 928 amino acids. The transcript is spliced from 2 exons.
CUUAGAAAUUUAGUUCAAAUAAUACCUUGUAUACAUACAUUUUUUAUUUUGAACAGUUUACAUACAUAUUAUAGAAAUGUGGAGUGUUCAGGCCUUGGUGGUGCAUCUCUUGCUGCUGGGCUCCAUCCUGAGCAUCUACUUCCAAUCGACCGUGUUGUCGGAUCUUAAUCCUCUUAGUACACUGCGUGAACUGGGCUUGGAACCGCCGGCGGAUCGACUGGUGGUUUUUGUGGUGGAUGGUUUGAGGGCGGAGUCUGUCUUGGCGCAUAACUGCAGUGCAGUUCCGGAUCUGCGGGAGCUCUUCAUCGAGCACGGGUUAGUUGGCAUAUCGCGUGCCUGCCCUCCGACGGUAACCAGACCGGGGCAUAUCGCCAUCUUCGGGGGAUUCAAUGAAGAUCCCGCUGCGGCACUCACAAACUUUGGCUGGAACCCAUCUACUUUCGAUACCGUCUUCAAUCGCAGCAGGAACGCCUUUGGCUGGACCCAGGAUGUGGUUGCCAAAGUCUUUACCCACCUGCCCACCGGUGGUGCCCCAUUGCGCUUCGAAACCUUCUGCAGGUCGGAAAUUUCGGGCAGACUACGGUUGGAUGAAUGGAUUUUCAACAAGGUGCGCAACUUCCUGACCAAGGAGGAGAAUGUGCGACCAUUGCGGAAUGCCACCUCGGUGGUGUUCUUUGUGUAUUUAGCCGAUAUCGACCUGGCCGGCCACGCCUUUACACCUUACGGCGCGAGUUUCCAGGAAAAGCUGAACUUCACUCAACGGGGUAUCCGGCAGACCUACGAGCUCUUCGAGAGCGUUUUUAACGAUAGUCGCACUGCUUAUCUAUUGACAGCGGAUCAUGGCAUGAAUGAUGCGGGUCAGCACGGCGGUGGCGGAGAUCGCGAAGUGGAAACCCCCUUUAUUCUCUGGGGAUCUGGUGUUAAGGACGUGGCCCCCGAUCCCGGCCAGAACUUUACUGCCAAUAACGAGGGACUUACUCUACCCCUGUAUCAGUUGGAACAGACACAACUGGCACCUCUAAUGUCCGCUUUGAUUGGGCUUCCACCUCCUAUGAACAACAUAGCCCUGUUGCCCCUGGGAUUCCUGAAUACCAGCAUUCAGUACGAACUCCAGGCUCUCCACUUGAAUGCGAUGCAGCUCUUGGCGCAGGCCAGGAUUCUCAUAAAGCGGCAUGAGGACGGCAUUCUUUAUACGUGGCUGCCCAAAUUUGAGGGCCUGGACUCGGCGCAGAUUGAUGGUUACGCGCUAAGGAUACAAUUUCUGGUGGCCGAGCAACACUACGAGCAGGCUCUGAAGAUUUCUCAGAAGACAGCCAAGGUUGCUCAGGAAUGUUUGGAGUACUAUCAUGGGUAUUAUCACCUGCCCCUUCUGGUGGCCACCACUGCCUCCUAUUUGGUGUGGUUCUAUCUCCUGCUGGUGCAAUUCACACGGGAGUCCAUCCAACCGCGAUCCGAGCGGAGGGGAUUUCUAUCAUGGAGCACUCUCCUGAUGGCCUUGGGCGGAUUGCUGCUCCUGGAGUUAAUGAUACUGCAGAUGGUGCCCUACCUGACGGCCUUCUACCUGUUGCUGCCAUUUGGAAUCCUCACCAUUGCCGUGGCUGAACGUCCUCUGGAAGGUAAUGGAGUUAUGUUCCAAUUUCCCAUCCUUCAUCUGGUGGGCAUCGUUGUGCCCGCUGGCCUCUUGAUACUGAUGGCCUUCCACAACAGCCACAUUGGUCUGCUCUACUUCCUGCUGGUGUGCCUCAACAAUCGCAGGUCCUUCCUUAGACCCUCCCUGAAGUUCUUUUUCUGGCUUGUUCUGGUAAUACUGCUCAGUGGAAUUUUGGUGGUGAAGCAAAACUCAAGUUUGGAUUUCAUAACCGAUGCUAUAGAAGAAUAUGUGGAAAAAAGCCACGUGGUGUACUUCAGUAUGGUGCUAUCCGUGAUACGUCCUUUAAUCCUAAGGCACCGUCAUGCGAAACGAGUUUGGAUCACCAACAUUGCAGCACUUCUGGCAUCAGCAUAUGGAAUCUAUCAGUGGGACACGGAUCAGCCAGUCUGCACCUAUGUUUAUGCUGCAUGUUGGUCGUAUCUGGCCUUUGUCUUUUUAUCUAUCCCUUAUAGUGGGACCAAGGAGCUAAAGCGUCGCCUGGAGCUGAUCAUUUUCAAUAUGCUUACGGUUCACAUCAUGCUAACCAUAUCGAUGGCUUCGCUCUUUGUCCAGAUUAUGGUAACUGAGUUUGUGCUGGGCCUCGAACUUUAUGAAGAGAGCAACAAAGCGAGGGAGAUUAGAAAGAGGAAUACGGAUGAAGAAGGAAAUCAGGAUGGGAACCAAGUACAAGAGGAACCUCAAAAUGAAACACCCGUGACUCCACUGGAGCACCUGAGGCUAUCCUAUCGGUAUGCGGCGCUUAUUUUGCUGUACUUCUACGUAUCCUUCUUCGGAACCGGCCACUGGUUCUUCAACUUUACCUUCAAACCCAUCACCUCGCGACUGUUCUUCGCCCAAUUUCAACUUCACAUGAUUGCGGCCUUUAUACUGCUAAAGAUAUUCAUUCCGUCAAUUAUCGUUAUGUCAAGCAUAUACGCUCUGGUAUCCUUUGGUCGCAGAAAUGUCCGGUCCAUCUUUAUCUGCCUGUUCCUGAUGAACGACACCAUGAGCCUGUACUUCUGCUACUUUGUGAACAAUCGAGGCUUCUGGCAGGAGGUGCGCCAAUCGUUGGACCGUCUUCUAGUGACCCAUGUCUUUAUCAUUAUCCUGCUUGUCUGCUCCUGGAUCGCUAAGGCUUUCCUUAUCAACACCACGGAAAUUAAACCACCCCGUACAGCCCAAGUCCAGGUUCUCGACAAUGCUAUUGCCUUAGUUGGGGACAGUCAGGCUUAGCUUAUCCCGAAUGAUGUGCCAAAAUUGUCUGGAUUUAUUUUUAAUCUUCGUCGCUGUUUAGAAAGAAAUUUGUUUGACUAUGCAGUAGUUGCAAUAAAUUGUUAUGAAUAAAAUAUUUAAAAUUGUAAA